Capsella rubella is the source of this 919-nucleotide messenger RNA. Its product is annotated as protein phosphatase 1 regulatory subunit 12B. Gene Ontology annotation, cellular component: ESCRT-0 complex. The coding region runs from base 129 to 707 and encodes 192 amino acids. NCBI's taxonomy places the organism in Eukaryota, Viridiplantae, Streptophyta, Magnoliopsida, Brassicales, Brassicaceae. Gene Ontology annotation, molecular function: phosphatidylinositol-3-phosphate binding; ubiquitin binding. The record is from RefSeq and is a predicted model, not a curated record. Gene Ontology annotation, biological process: protein targeting to vacuole; protein transport to vacuole involved in ubiquitin-dependent protein catabolic process via the multivesicular body sorting pathway. The transcript has 8 exons.
CGAUCAAAAUGGUUUGAGUGACCAUCUUUUAUUCCUAAAAUCCAAAAACAUCUGUUUCUUCUUCCUUCCUUCAAGCUUUCGGCGAUUUUGUUUCAUCCGCAUCUCUGACAGGCAAAUAAGUCACUUGUAUGCUGUUUUCAAGUAAGCUCAAUUCUCUAACAGAACAAGUUUCGAGAUUUGGUAUCGACGACGAAGAUAUGGGACUUGGAGGCAGUGAAAGUGAAACUAUGGAAUGCAAGUGUGGUAUGCCUCUGUGCAUCUGUGUAGCUCCUUCCAAACCAACUAACAAACCAAACCCACCGGCUACUGUUGCUCCUGUGGCGAUUCCUCAGUCAAAGGCGGAGACUUUAUCGAAAAGUAAAGGUUCCACUUCCAGCAGCAGUUCGAGGUCAGCUUUAAAUCCUGGACAAGACAUCCCCCAAAGAGACUAUGAAGCCAGUGGGGAGGGAUUAAGGGAAGCAAUUAAGAAUGGUGAUACUGCUGGUGUUAAAAAGAUUCUAAAAGAGGGCGUAGAUGCGAAUUACCGUGACAAACAGGGAAUGUCAGUGCUUCAUUUGGCUGUCCUAUUUAACAAAACUGAUAUUUCGUUGAUUUUGAUGGAUCAUGGAGCAAGCCUCGACUACAAAAAUGCACAAGGAGAAACACCGCUAGAUUGUGCUCCCGCAACACUACAAUACAAGAUGCAGGAAAAGAUGAAGUCCACUUAACAGCAGGCCUCAUACAGAGGUACAUAUCAUCCCUCAAACCUUUUUCCGAUAAGGGGAAGAUUUGUAAUGGAAAGUUCAGGGGCUCACUUGUAAACUAGUUGCAUCCUGUGUUCAAUUUUUCAUGUUAUGUGAUCUUUGAACCAUCUUCUUCGUCCACUAUGACAUACAAACUCACCUUUUAUUGCAACUAAAAUGUCCAGUUGUUCAAUUUA